Molecule: messenger RNA, 4602 nt
Organism: Durio zibethinus
Lineage: Eukaryota; Viridiplantae; Streptophyta; Magnoliopsida; Malvales; Malvaceae
Product: ethylene-overproduction protein 1-like
Biological process (GO): negative regulation of ethylene-activated signaling pathway
Molecular function (GO): protein binding
Source: RefSeq, a predicted model, not a curated record
AGGGAUGGCGUGAAAGACUGGCAGUGCGCGACUUUAGCGGCUUUCCUCUUCUACCGCAUUUGAUAUUCUGUCAAAGAUUAAAAAAAAAAAAAAAAAAAAGGGGGAAAGACGUACGCACGCAAAUUUAUCUGAGUAGAGACUUGGAAUACAAAUUUCAUAGACGUAAAAAGAAAAAAAGAAAAGUAAAACUGACACAACUCCCUUCAAAUUUGGAGAAACAACCAAAAAGGAAAACAUCAAACGAGGUGAUUGAAAGACAGAGAAAAACAGAUAAAUAGAGAGAGAGUGGCCGUUUAAACGGCCACCUCCACCUCAAACAACUUCUGGUUGGCCGCUAACGUGAUUAUUUCGUCCCUUAAAAACAACUCUCCAUUUCCAUUUCCAUUUCCAUUACUCUUUUUUUGUUUUUAAUCUUUCCGCCUACUCUAUUUUUUCUCGUGAAAACAAGAAGGAAAGGGAAACAGAACAGAAAUUCCAGAGAGGAGACAAAGAGGCAAAAAGUAAAGCAGAAAAAACUACCUUUUUUUUUAAAUACCCAAUUGAGCCCUUCAUCACUAUUGUGUUCCCAGCCUCUGUUUAUCUGAGCUGUGGUGUUCUGCAGGUAAAUUUGAUUUGUCAUUCAUUUCAUUCAUUUCUUCAAUACCCAUUUCGUAUACAUUUCCAGAUCUUCCAUGUUGCUCCUCUUUUUUGGGGUCUGGAAACUUGUUGAAAUUUUUUAUUUUUACCAUUAGAGAAAAAUUUUCCUUUGCUUCCUUGAUGCGAACAAAGAUGCAGCAUAAUAUAUUCACCACAAUGCGUAGUUUAAAGUUUAUAGAUGGAUGUAAAGGCACACAAGUUUAUGACCUUAACUCUACCGGCGAUGGUGGUGGGGAUCCCGCCGCCAGUGGUGGAGGUGGAGUCGGUGAAAAACUCUUCCACCAACUUCAAGACCAUCUUAGAGUUAAUUCGAUUCGAUCCAAAUCGAGUCGAAAUUACCAAGCUUCUAACAUGACCCCUGCUGUUGUAACUGAAACCCUGCUUCCUUAUGGCCUCCCUGUCUCCGAUCUCCUUGAACCCCAGAUUGAACCAUGCCUAAAGUUCGUUGAUUUUAUGGAAACUCUUGCUGAUGUGUACCGUAGGAUUGAGAAGUGUCCUCAAUUUGAGAAAUCAAGAAUGUAUCUCGAACAAUGUGCAAUCUUUAGGGGCUUAUCAGAUCCGAAACUGUUCCGGCGGACCCUUCGGUCUGCCAGGCAGCAUGCCGUGGAUGUGCAUUCCAAGAUUGUGUUAGCAGCGUGGUUGAGGUAUGAGAGGAGGGAGGACGAGCUUGUUGGCACAUAUUCAAUGGAUUGUUGUGGACGAAACAUUGAGUGCCCUAAGGCUACCUUGGUAGCUGGUUAUAAUCCAGAAUCUAUUUAUGAUCCUUGUAUUUGUUCUAGGACCCCUCGAGGGGAAUUCGAGGAUGAUUCUUCAAUUGUGUAUGAGGAAUGUUCCACUUCUGAUGAUGAUGGGGAUAUGUCAUUUUGUAUUGGAGAUGACGAGAUCAAGUGUAUAAGGUCCAAUAUUGCUUCGUUAUCAACACCAUUUAGGACAAUGUUGUAUGGUGGUUUCAGGGAGUCAAGAAGAGAGAAGAUAAAUUUUACCCAGAAUGGUAUUUCUGUAGAGGGAAUGAGAGCUGCUGAGGUAUAUAGCAGGACAAAAAGAUUAGAUUCUUUUGGUCCACGAAUUAUUUUGGAGCUUCUUUCUUUCUCAAAUAGGUUUUGUUGCGACAAUUUGAAGUCUGCUUGUGAUGCUUAUUUAGCAUCUUUGGUAAAUGACAUGGAAGAUGCACUGUUGUUAAUUGAGCAUGGAUUGGAGGAAAAUGCGCAUCUUCUUGUGGCAGCUUGCUUGCAGGUUUUCUUGAGGGAGCUCCCAAAUUCGAUGCACAGUCCUAAUGUGAUGAAAAUUUUUUGUAGUCCGGAUGCAAGGGAAAGAUUGGCUCUAGUUGGGCAUGCUUCCUUUUUAUUGUAUUACUUUUUGUGCCAGAUUGCAAUGGAGGAAGAUAUGAAAUCUAACACUACUGUGAUGCUGCUAGAGAGGUUGACGGAGUGUGUGACAGAAAGGUGGGAGAAACAACUUGCGUAUCACUUGUUAGGUGUUGUGAUGCUUGAGAGAAAAGAGUACAAAGAUGCUCAAAGUUGGUUUGAGGCAGCUUUUGAGUCUGGUCAUAUAUAUUCGUUAGUAGGUGUUGCAAGGGCCAAGUUCAAGCGUGGCCACAAGUAUUCGGCAUACAAGUUGAUUAACUCACUCAUUUCAGAUUCUAAGUCAGUUGGAUGGAUGCAUCAGGAACGUUCUCUGUAUUGUGUUGGGAAGGAGAAGAUGUUGGAUUUAGAAAUGGCUACAGAAUUGGAUCCAACCCUUCCUUUUCCAUACAAAUACCGGGCUGUUUCAUUGUUGGAGGAAACUAAGAUUGGAGCAGCAAUCUCAGAAAUUAAUAAAGUAAUCAGUUUCAAGGUAUCCCCGGACUGCCUUGAGUUACGGGCCUGGAUUUUGAUUGCCAUGGAGGAUUUUGAAGGAGCUCUUAGAGAUGUCCGGGCACUUUUGACUUUAGAACCAAAUUACAUGGUGUUUCAUGGAAAAAUGCAUGGUGACCACUUGGUGGAGCUCCUGCGUCCUCUUGUUCAGCAGUGGAGUCAGGCUGAUUGCUGGAUGGAAUUGUAUGACCGGUGGUCUUCUGUUGAUGAUAUUGGUUCCUUAGCUGUUGUACACCAUAUGUUGGCAAAUGACCCUGGAAAGAGCCUCCUAUGGUUUAGGCAGUCUCUCCUCCUUUUAAGGUUAAAUUGUCAAAAGGCUGCAAUGCGUAGUCUACGGUUGGCUAGAAACCAUUCUACUUCAGAACAUGAAAGGCUCGUUUAUGAAGGAUGGAUAUUAUACGACACUGGCCACCGUGAGGAAGCACUGGCCAAGGCAGAGGAGUCAAUCUCCAUCCAGAGAUCAUUUGAAGCUUUCUUUCUUAAAGCAUAUGCUUUAGCAGAUUCUAGUCUUGAUCAAGAGUCCUCAGUAUAUGUUAUUCAACUUCUGGAGGAAGCUCUUAGAUGCCCUUCAGAUGGCCUUCGGAAAGGGCAAGCAUUGAAUAAUUUAGGUAGUGUGUAUGUAGACUGUGAAAAGCUAGAUCUCGCUGCUGAUUGCUACAUGAAUGCACUCAACAUCAAGCAUACACGAGCACAUCAGGGUCUAGCACGGGUAUUCCAUCUCAAAAAUCAGCGUAAAGCUGCAUAUGAGGAGAUGACAAAGUUGAUAGAGAAGGCACGCAACAAUGCUUCAGCAUAUGAGAAGCGUUCGGAAUAUUGUGAACGUGACAUGGCUAAGAGUGAUCUUAUUAUGGCAACACGAUUAGAUCCCUUGAGGACAUAUCCUUACAGAUACAGGGCAGCAGUUCUAAUGGAUGAUCAUAAAGAAAAUGAAGCUAUAGCAGAGCUCACAAAAGCUAUAGCUUUCAAGCCAGAUCUGCAGCUAUUACAUCUUCGAGCUGCUUUCUGUGAUUCAGUGGGUGACUAUAUAUCCGCUGUUAGAGAUUGUGAAGCAGCUCUAUGUCUUGAUCCCAACAAUACUGAUACUCUUGAGCUAUAUAAUAAAGUCCGUGAGCAGGUUAAAGAACAGAAGUGAGAAAAGUCGAAUCCCCAUGAUCAUUUCAUCUCUUCAUCGUCUACUAUGGGCAAACUGAUUUUUGCCAUCCUUUAAUCUUCCAAAUAUUUUUGUUAAAUUACCAGGAAGGGCACCAUUGUUUAUGGAUUUUGUCUCUGGGAAAUUCAGAAGCACCGCCAUGGCCUUGGGAGGAGCAGAAUUAGGAGGAAAGAAAAAGGACUUGUUUGGUUUAAUGAGAAAGGAGGAAAGAAGUAAAGGGGAACCGGGGAAGAUAGCUUGUAAAUAUUUGUUUUCUGUCUCAAGGAUUGGACCAAUCAAUGAUAUAAAUAGUCCAGGCAGGCAUGCGACUGAUGCUGCUACUGCCCUAUGUAUUUCUCUGGCAAGGUUGGUGCCAAUUCUACAGGCAUAACAAUCAUGUAAAUGAAACUGCAGAAGUCUAUAGAUUUUACACUGUUGGCUUUUUUGCUAUACCUUAAGUAUUCUAACUCUUCUCAUCCUUAAUGUUCUAUUGUUGUUCGAGCUUGAAAUUUUCCCUUAAAAAGGGUUCCUUUCAAACAGUUUUAGACUACAGUUAUAUUUGAGAUCCCCUGCAUAGUCCAAGUGUAUGCGUUCUACUUGUUUCAAGACUUGGUCCGGACCCGAUCUACGGUCCUAAGCCCUUUGUUAAAAAGCACUUAUUAUAUUUUGCAAUUUUCUUUCUUUAUUUUCCGCCCAUAUGAAGAGUCGAGGAACUGUUAAACCAAAGUAGUACUAGUAUCAAUGGGAUAUUCGAACCAUAAGCAUUUGAUUUUUCACUUCUCAGAUGUUAUCUUCCAAUCCCAAGUUUAAGAAUCAUUUGGAGUAUUAUUCUUUGAUUUUAAUUUUAAAGAGAGGAAAAUCGGGACAAUUAGUGCACAGCCUUUCAAAGCCCAUGGGCCCAAUAGCAUUACCUAACCCGCUGGGGGGAGCGUCGCACGUGGUAGAUUUCAAAAAUCUAGGGUUUUCGUGUGGGUGACCCGGGCA